Messenger RNA from Rhopilema esculentum, 2647 nucleotides. RefSeq lists its product as uncharacterized. Gene Ontology annotation, cellular component: PcG protein complex; transcription regulator complex; chromatin. NCBI's taxonomy places the organism in Eukaryota, Metazoa, Cnidaria, Scyphozoa, Rhizostomeae, Rhizostomatidae. The record is from RefSeq and is a predicted model, not a curated record. Gene Ontology annotation, biological process: regulation of transcription by RNA polymerase II. Gene Ontology annotation, molecular function: DNA-binding transcription factor activity, RNA polymerase II-specific; RNA polymerase II cis-regulatory region sequence-specific DNA binding.
UUGACCCCCAGCGUCGUGUUAAUGGAGGACAGAAAAAUGGCCGAACAAGACACUGCAGCUGUGGCAAAUGAGGUCGAAGUACUAGUUGAAGGAAAUUCCGAUAGCCAAUCGGGCUUGUCACUUAGUAUUGAUACACAGCCAAUGAUAGCCUUGCAACCUUUUGCAGAAACAGAAGAACUCAUUAUACAGACUAACGAUGACGAGUUAGACGAUUCUCAAGAAGUACCAGCAGUCGGCGAGGAACAUGAAAUUGCUUCAAUACCCUCUUCACCGAAGGAAAGAAAGAAAAAAGGAAAAUCCGGUAAGGGUAAAUCAAACCAGAGUGGUGGCAAAAAGGCUUUCAAGAGGUCUUUGCAAGGAGGAGAUGACGACGGUGGUCGAAAUGAAGUAGAUAAACCCAGAAAAUGGGAACGGAAGAAAGUUCAAAUAAAAACGCUGGAAGGAGAAUUUGCAGUUACGAUGUGGGCAUCAGAGGACAAAAAAUUGCAGAUAGAACAAACAGACCUGAAUAAUUCAGAAGUAUAUGAUACGGAAGUAAGAUUACCACCAGGUGGACUUCCUGGGAUAGAUUUAUCUGAUUCAAAGCAGUUAUCUGAAUUUGCAAGGAUGAAGCCAAAACGACCCAGGGAGGAUGACAGCAUUAAGACAAUAGCAUGUCCUCACAAAGGAUGCACUAAGAUGUUCAAAGACAAUUCAGCAAUGCGAAAACAUCUUCAUACACAUGGUCCUCGAGUGCAUGUUUGUGCUGAAUGUGGCAAGGCAUUUGUUGAAAGUUCUAAACUGAAAAGGCAUCAGUUGGUUCAUACUGGUGAAAAACCAUUCCAGUGCACAUUUGAAGGAUGUGGCAAGCGUUUCUCGCUGGACUUCAAUCUACGAACGCAUGUUAGGAUUCACACUGGAGAUCGCCCAUAUGUAUGCCCUUUCGACUCGUGCAAUAAACGAUUCGCUCAAUCUACGAAUCUCAAAUCGCACAUUCUAACACAUGCAAAAUCAAACGCAAAACAAGCCCAAAGGUCGCAGUCUGAAGAGGAAGACAUGGCGCCGGAGAUGGAAUUAGAAAUGGAGAUAGGAACAGAAUCACCUUGAUAUGCACUGAGACACCUUAAUUCUGCAAGGUCAGUAAGCUGGUGAAUAUCAAUUGUAGAGACUGUUCUAAGUGAUGCAGUUAUUAGCAAAGGCUGCAAUUGAACACUUUUUGAUCAGGGUGAAUAACUUGAAUAUAUACAACGAGGUGGAUGGUUUCUUUAUGUCAACGGUAAGAAAUUUAUUUACAUCUGAUGCUCGACUCAUGGUGCUCUUGUAGAUGAUAUUGCAGGCUUGGAAAGACUGCGGAAACAGAAUUGUGAAUAGAUUCGUCUUAGACUGUUUUCUCUUAAGUAUUAUGAUUCGAAAAUGCACAUGUGCUUCUUCGUAGCCUUACUUAACAACAACGUCAAGGGGAAGUUCGUUACUUGUAUGUAUCCCUUGAACUGCAGCACAAGAUCAGCUCUACAAAUAUAAUCUUAGCAAUAGUGGUAAAAUUCAAUCGCCCGCAGUGUUGUGUUUGUAGGCCAUGUUUUUUAUUGACUUACAUCUUGCUGCAGUAGCUAUAAAAGUGUAUAUAAAAAAACUCCCAAAACUAUCGACUGCUGGCAGAAAAUACCGUCUACGCGACAAAAGAGUCUCAGUUACAUUAAAUCUGAGCAGAAUGUCCACUUACGUGUGAUUCUCCGGUAGCGAAUUUCUGGUUACAAGGGGGUUAAUUGGAAUUAAAUGGGGCUUCUACAUGGUUAAAUGCUCAAAACUGUACCAUAGGGACAUGUACAAAGAUUAAUCUAAAAUUUUCAAUAACAUCUUUUAACCAAGGUAGUUUAGCUUCAGUCGCAAUCUUAGAUUUAUCACGAAACCUAAGGCAAAAAGUGAUAUGUAAUGAACUGUUCAAUGUUGUGGAAUAUGCAGACCCAGUUUAAUUUUGCAUUUUUAGUUAGUUAUGGUAACAGACUCGCUUUGCAUUUGAUUGGUCAUGCAUUUGAAUCCCCCCCCCCCCCCCAUAAGGAAGAAUCCGUUAACUUCCAGUCACAGUUUAUUCAACGUUAGAGGGACUUAGAUUUGAACACCAGCACCCUGGUUAUGUAUUUGGUCGUUUAAGUAAAAGAAAGUACCAUCUUACAAGCUUUUUUAUUCCUACUUCUCGGUGAUAACGGCUCUUUGUGAUGCCUAUGUCGCAUAUUGUCAACCAAAGAACAUUAUUGAUUAAUGCGAUACUUCAAAAUGUUGUGUGUUGUUAUGGUGCUGGUCAUAUUUUGCGCUGAAGUAAAGGUAUGUUCGUGGCAAAGUGUAGGUAUCAACGGGGGUAUUUUGUAGAACCUUUGUCGAUCUGCUUUUUGCCAAAAUCUGCAAUUUUUCUGCUGUGAACUCGAAAAUCGUCUUUUUUAAUUUUCAGUAACGAAUGUUUACUAGACUCUAGUCCGUUAUAGUUUCAAAUUAUGAAGUUGUGUUUUCAGUAACUUGUCGUCUUUGAACAUGCUAUGUUUUUUGAAGAAGCACUGUUCAAAUCUUGUGAAAUCUUCUUCUGAAGAUACAUUAUUUUAACGGGGUUAUUAUAUUGAGUAGUCCUUAAGAAUGACCCUUUUUGAACCCUUUUUGCUAUUUUGAACUACACGUGAAA